AUGAUCUUUCGUCUUUUUUACAUACGGGGGGAAUUACUCGCUUCGAGAAAUAUUCUCUCUGGGGCUUUUAAUCUUGAUGAUUUGGAUUUACAUGAUUAUCCGAUUGAACACGAUGCUUCUCUCUCCCGACAAGACAAGUUUUUUGGAGAGUGGACGGAUUUCAAUCAGACGAUUUUCAAUCAGGUUCUUGAAUUUUAUGAGGGUAUGGACAUUGCUACCAUCCCCGCCACAGCCGCUGCCAAGUACGCAAGAGUCCAAGAUUCCCAGAAAAGGAACCCCCACAAGUUUUGUACGGACCGAGAGAGUUUCUUUUGA
Messenger RNA from Ramularia collo-cygni, 315 nucleotides. RefSeq lists its product as uncharacterized. Lineage: Eukaryota; Fungi; Ascomycota; Dothideomycetes; Mycosphaerellales; Mycosphaerellaceae. The transcript has 2 exons. Gene Ontology annotation, molecular function: peroxidase activity. Bases 1 to 315 code for a protein of 104 amino acids. The record is from RefSeq and is a predicted model, not a curated record.